GUUUUCCCGUUUAUAGAACAGUGAAACGGGUGAAUUCGAGUAUUUUUACACCGACUCAGCGCGCAUCAAGCAGCCGAAAUAUGAUGAGGAGACAGGUGAGCCGGUUAACGAUCAGAUGAAAGUGCGCUAUCGCAAGCACGGCAACUUCCACGUGCCCAAGCGUUAUUUGCGCGGCACCAUCUGCGACGAGGUGGACAACGUAUUGGCCAACAAACACCACGAGGACUGGGAUAUUACAGCAAAGCAUGUGAUCGGCAGCAAAGCCAUGAAGAGCACUUCCAAUGAAAAGAAAACGAAGCCCGGCUACGAGCGGGAGGAUUACAUCAAAAUGGAUGGCGUGAGCAGCAACAUCAUAUUGGGCUAUGAACGCAACUCCUUCCUGCUCUUCCUGAUACCUACGCUCUUCUCCUGGAAUAUCUUUCUGUGGGGUCUGCUCUCUCUACUGGAGAUCGGGCUGCACAUGAUGUCGCACUACAAGAACUCCCUGACCAUGCAGAAGACUCUAUAUUUUCGCAGUCCGCUUCACGUGCUCUCCUCACAGUUCUGUGCAAUCUGUCGCAACGAGUCGGGCAGCAAGUACAAUCGCACCUUCGACAUACUCAACGAACAGAUGCGCGUGGCKCAUCGCACCGCAUUGAAGAACAUGGCCAAGGCCAUAGGCUGAGUUGCAAACGCACUUAUAGCUUCAACAAUUGUAAAACCAUUUUACACUUUAAUGGUAAUAAAAACAAACGAUUAUUGUUUCACGUUUAACAACAAUAAAUGCACAAAUAUAUCACCUGA
This is a messenger RNA of Drosophila arizonae, 783 nucleotides long. RefSeq lists its product as uncharacterized. Lineage: Eukaryota; Metazoa; Arthropoda; Insecta; Diptera; Drosophilidae. The record is from RefSeq and is a predicted model, not a curated record.